This is a messenger RNA of Cuculus canorus (common cuckoo), 837 nucleotides long. Its product is annotated as gastrula zinc finger protein XlCGF8.2DB-like. NCBI's taxonomy places the organism in Eukaryota, Metazoa, Chordata, Aves, Cuculiformes, Cuculidae. Gene Ontology annotation, biological process: regulation of transcription by RNA polymerase II. Gene Ontology annotation, molecular function: RNA polymerase II cis-regulatory region sequence-specific DNA binding; DNA-binding transcription factor activity, RNA polymerase II-specific. The record is from RefSeq and is a predicted model, not a curated record.
AUGGGAGAUUCUCUGGAGAAGCAGUCCGGGGAGUGCCUUAGGAUGUCCCACUCCCAACCGAUCCAGCAGCCGGGCAGAGAACGUGUCCCAUCUGGGUCGACAAAUUGUCUCAGGGAUGAAGUAAGAAGUCUUACUGCAAGUCCCUGCAAGUGCCCCGAGAGCAGCAAGAGCUUCAGGACCCAGACUGUGCCGGCCAACCACAAGCGGAGACACGCGGGUGGGCGCCAGUACACCUGCAGUGACUGUGGCAGGAGCUUCAGGCAGAAGGUGCACCUCACCAACCACCAGCACAUCCACACGGGCGAACGUCCCUUCACCUGCAGUGACUGUGGCAAGAGCUUCAGCUACAAGGGCUCUCUGAUCACCCACCAGCAAAUCCACACUGGUGAGCACCCCUUCAGCUGCACCAAUUGCGGCAAGAGCUUCUGCGAGAAGUGCUCCGUGGUCAUUCAUCACUGCAUCCACACUGGUGAGUGUCCCUUUGCCUGCACUGAUUGCAGAAAGAAUUUUAGAUUGAAGUUCUUCCCGAUCAAUCACCACCGCAUCCACACUGGUGAGCGCCCCUUCACCUGCACGGAGUGCAACAAGAGCUUCAGGCAGAAGAGCUCUCUGAGCGGACACCAGCGAGUGGCUUUCACCUGCACGGAGUGUGGUGAGAGCUUCAGAUGGAAGGACUCUCUGACUGACCACCAGCGCAUCCACACCUGCCAGCGCCCCUUUGCCUGUGGCCACUGUGAUGGAAGAAAUCCCUGCUCAUCCCUCAGUGCAUCCAUACUAUCAAGAAGCCCUAGAAGUGUGGCAGGUGUGACAAGACCUACAGGCAGAAGCAGAACCUGA